This is a messenger RNA of Spizellomyces punctatus DAOM BR117, 2462 nucleotides long. Its product is annotated as YD repeat (two copies), variant. Gene Ontology annotation, cellular component: membrane. Gene Ontology annotation, molecular function: serine-type endopeptidase activity. The coding region runs from base 899 to 2290 and encodes 463 amino acids. The transcript has 4 exons. Lineage: Eukaryota; Fungi; Chytridiomycota; Chytridiomycetes; Spizellomycetales; Spizellomycetaceae. The record is from RefSeq and is a predicted model, not a curated record. Gene Ontology annotation, biological process: proteolysis.
UGCGAUGAAACCACUUUAAAAGGGCUGGGGGAGAAAUGCCCACGCCAAGGCAAAAGUGAACAGGAUUAUUCUCCCCAAAGAACACACAUUCCAACCUCAUGAACAGUGAACAAGGCUAGAAAGGAAUAGACCUUCAAAAAGAAAUCACCUUGUCCCAUAGCUAUAGACAAUUGCGAGGGCUGCUGGUCAUCCCUAACGUCUCCCCAACACUGCCCACGCUGUCCGCUAUACAAUGUCGGAAGUAAAACAACAAUAUGAGCAGCAAGGACAGCGACAGGAGCCACGUUCCCCUCUGGGGGAUGAAGAGCUAAGGGCAUGGUGGUUGGCGACGACGGAGCAAUCGCAGCAAGACACAAUCCAUACCGCACCCGGAAACACGCAUGAAUAUGAAAGAGAUGCUUCUGGGUAUGUUUCGUGCUGUUUUUUGUUAUGGCCUCUUGGCAAAUGUAGUUUGAGCUUGGCGGGCAGCGCAUCCCUGCGCUUCGGGUUCAAAAGCGUGUGGUAAAAGGGGAUCAAAGAAACUGGAUUACGGGAUCAUUCUAUAAAUAGUUCGAUAGGUCUCUACUGUUUGUUUCCUUCUGUGUCUUUUGGCCAAGACGGGAAGAGACGUGGAUAACCAUAGCUCUUGUGCUUUGUUGGAUGCGCAGAAGCAGCGCAUAUAACUGGGAGGCCUUGGGAUUGCCAUCUAAGAAACCCUUGCACUGACCAUUGGGAACCUAUCCUUGCUUUCUUGUCCGUUUUCGCCUACGCCAAUUCCCUUGCUUAAACCUUUCCUACCUGGCCACAUCAACGCUCGUGCCGUCUUGCUCUUGUCUCAAACCUUCCAACAACCGCUGGUGACGCGCCUGAAUACCCUUUUCCCUCCACUCCGUACAUUUCGCGGUCGCCACCAUACAUAAUGGGAAAAAGCAAAAAGAAUGGCAAAGUCUCACCAUACCCUACCUCUGCAUGGUACCCGUCAAUUUAUGAAGGCGACGCACACGACUCCUCUUCCGACUCAGAUCUUCGCAACUAUGUCUUCUACUCCGACCCUCUGUCCCGCGAGGAUCUCCGCCGUAGUCCAGAUGAAAAGAAAGGCACCUCCACCAGCAGCAAGCGCAACAGCUCACAACCACAUUCCCCGACGUCACCCCUGAUAGUAUCCCCAUCACAUAAGCCCAGCGUCGACUAUGCAACGGUCAUAGAAGAAGGUGGUACUGCCGGUUCAGAGGGGUUCCGCGAAAAGGCUCCUGAUAUGUCAUACUACACACGCAUGGCAGCGGAGGAAGCGGAGGCAGUCGAGAAACUUCCGGCUGCGCUGCAUAAUCCCAAAGUUCGAAUACAGCUAGCAAAGCUGAAACCGCAUCGACCAUGGUUUCUGGGUCUUAUGACGCUGUUGCAGGUCGGAACGUUGAUUGCUAGUUUUGUCAUCAACCAAAAGAACACUGGGAGUAUCAUUCAAACAAAUCCGUUCAACUACAUGAUUGGACCUACGUCUGGGGUUCUCAUAUCAAUGGGAGCGCGCUUUGUUCCUUGCAUGCGAACAGGCACAGGUCUCGAGAAUGUCACGCGAAUUGAGUGUCCAAUAGGCAUUCAAGGGUCCCAAGAGGGGGGAACAAUAUGCACGCUCGCCGAUAUAUGCGGCUUUACGGGUUUGAAUGGAGAAGUUCCCAACCAAUGGUACCGAUUUAUUACGGCCAUCGGUUUGCACGGUGGUGUGCUGCACUUGGCCUUCAACAUGAGUUUUCAAGUCCGCACGGGUUUCCAAAUGGAAAAGGACUUUGGGUGGUGGCGGAUUGCCGCUAUUUACCUUGCGAGUGGAAUUGCAGGAUUUGUGUUUGGAGCCAACUUCAAUCCCUUGACUCCUAGCGUUGGAUGUUCUGGGGCAUUAUAUGGUCUUAUGGCGUGCCUACUCCUGGACUUGUUCCAAAAUUGGCGUCUCAUUUCGCGACCCUGGCUCGAACUUUUCAAAAUGCUGAUCCAAAUCGUGAUCUCUCUCCUAAUUGGAAUGCUUCCCUUCAUCGACAACUUUGCCCACAUAGGCGGUUUCUACACUGGCAUUGUAGCAGGGCUUCUCUUCAUGCCAACGAUCCAUUUCGGUAAAUGGGACAAGUGGAGAAAGCGAAUACUGAUGAUCAUCGCCUUGCCUGCCUUGGUGUUGAUAAUGGUUUUCCUGAUUCGAGGGUUUUAUGGCAGUGGACCUGGAUGUACUUGGUGUAAGUAUUUGAAUUGUAUACCGGGAAUGCCGUGGUGUGAAGAAAAAUGGAGUGCCGCCCAGGUGGUGACACAGACGAAUUCAACAGCAAGAUGAUAGUGUGGGUCAAAUAGGAACCAUAGCGUGCACGGCAUUUAGCUUUAUUUUAGUGCGUGCGCUAUGAAACUCUACUUUAUUCUGUAACAACGACGUCGUGAUUUUAUUUUGCAACCUGUUAAAACAGUCAUGUGCUGAUCGUAAGCCGAUCGUUAGACGGCGCACAAGCCAA